Messenger RNA from Acytostelium subglobosum LB1, 1503 nucleotides. RefSeq lists its product as hypothetical. Gene Ontology annotation, biological process: transmembrane transport. Gene Ontology annotation, molecular function: sucrose:proton symporter activity. The record is from RefSeq and is a predicted model, not a curated record. Gene Ontology annotation, cellular component: membrane. The annotation marks the transcript as partial. NCBI's taxonomy places the organism in Eukaryota, Evosea, Eumycetozoa, Acytosteliales, Acytosteliaceae. The transcript is spliced from 5 exons.
AUGAUGAUACAAGACGGUCCAGAAAGAGACAUCAUACUAGUUGAUGAAUAUCAACAUCUUUCCAAUCAACGUAGUGUCAAUGACUUGAUGCUUAUACACUCUGAUGAUUCACUCGAGGAUGGCUAUAAGAAGAAGAAGGACUCAAACCCUGAGAGAACAACACCAUGUUACAUGUUAUGGGUACUAAUGGUCUGUUCAGCAUUGGCCUCCGUUCAAUUCGUCUAUUCCAUCCAGUUUGCUUUGGGUACUCCAUUGUUUAAACAAAAGUUCAAACUUACACCAUCAACCAUUACAUUGAUUCAAUCAACAUGCGGUCCAAUCAGUGGAUUCCUUGUCCAGCCAAUCAUUGGUGUCUACAGUGAUAACUCAACAUUCCGUUUAGGAAGAAGAAGACCAUAUAUUAUUAUUGGUGCUUUAUGUUGCAUGAUUGGACAAAUGCUUAUUGCCUACUCCCCAGUACUUGGACAAUUGUUGGGAGACAAUGAGAAUGGAGUGGCACCAUCAGAUUAUAAAGCUGGAAUUGCAAUUGCCAUCACAGGAUUCUGGAUUAUGAAUCUGGCUGUCAACACAAUGCAAGGUCCAUGUCGUUCACUCAUAUCUGAUAUCAUACCAGAGGAUAAACAAACACUUGGAAAUGCCUUUGCUGUGAUCACCAUGGGUCUGGCAAGUGUGGCUGCCAGUCUCAUUGGUGCACGCUACUCAACCGAAGAGCACUCAUACCGCGACUUGUUUACCAUUGGUACUGUGUUCACUGGUGUGAUGGUGAUACCAACUUUGAUAGCGGCGAAGGAGGAACAGGCUUUGGAUGUGGAUAGGAUAAGUUCCCCAUUCGUUGUGUUCAAGAAGAUUGUCGGUGGAUUCAGAUCGAUGAAUGGACAGAUGAUUUGGAUAUGUUCGGUGUUCUUCCUUUCAUGGUUUGGUUACUCACCAUUCAUGGUGUCAAUGACCAACUACUUUGGUGAGAACGUAUCGCCAAACAACUACCAACAGGGUGUCCAACUUGGAUUCUAUGCGAAUGCCUGUCUCUCCGCUUCCAGUCUGAUAUUCUCCUUCCUCGUUCCACUCAUUGUCAAGUACACUGGCGAGCGAUUCGUCUACAUGUUCACUCAUCAACUAGCAGGUGUUGCCUUUAUCCUCUUCCUUGUCUUUGACAAACCAGCUGUUUGGCUUGCAAUCUUACUCACGUCAUUGGUCGGACCGAGCUUCACUACCUUCAACUCGAUACCUUAUUCAUUAAUGUCUAGUCAUUGUCCAAAGCGUGAAGCCGGACUGUAUAUGGGAGUACUGAACUCUGCUGCGGUGGUGUCACAGACCAUAUCAAUCAUGACGUCUGGACAAGUGGAAGGAGCAUUCCAUCAAGACUCUGCCUACGCCAUUGCCUAUGGUGGACUGUUCACAAUCAUAUGCUCGGUGGCUUGUUGGGGCCUGCCCACGGCCUCCAUCAAGGAUGAGCAAGUGGAGUUUGAACAAGGAGAAGACGACGAAGACCAGCCAUUGAUGGCC